Molecule: messenger RNA, 1743 nt
Organism: Abrus precatorius (Indian licorice)
Lineage: Eukaryota; Viridiplantae; Streptophyta; Magnoliopsida; Fabales; Fabaceae
Product: laccase-17-like
Exons: 6
Coding region: 1-1743 (580 amino acids)
Biological process (GO): lignin catabolic process
Cellular component (GO): apoplast
Molecular function (GO): copper ion binding; hydroquinone:oxygen oxidoreductase activity
Source: RefSeq, a predicted model, not a curated record
AUGGGUGUUUCCCUUCUUACAUCACUCAAAAUCUCAGUGUUCUUUGUGUCAUUGAAUAUAUUUUGCAUUUUUGAGCUUGCACUAGCGGGCACUGCCAGACACUACCAUUUCCAUAUAAGGUACAAAAAUGUGACAAGAUUGUGCCACACAAAGAGCAUAGUGACAGUGAAUGGCGAGUUUCCAGGACCUCGCAUUGUAGCAAGGGAGGGAGAUCGUCUUAUUAUCAAAGUGACAAAUCAUGUGCAGAACAACAUCACCAUUCACUGGCAUGGCAUUCGACAGCUUCAAUCAGGGUGGGCUGAUGGACCAGCGUAUGUGACUCAGUGUCCCAUCCAAAGUGGUCAAAGUUAUGUUUACAAUUACACCAUUGUUGGGCAGAGAGGCACUCUCUUUUGGCAUGCUCACAUUUCAUGGUUAAGAUCAACUCUAUACGGUCCUCUCAUCAUUCUUCCCAACCGCAAUGCUCAAUAUCCUUUUGCAAAGCCACACAAGGAAGUUCCGAUCAUAUUUGGAGAAUGGUGGAAUGCAGAUCCUGAGGCAGUCAUAACCCAAGCCUUGCAAACCGGUGGAGGGCCAAAUGUCUCUGAUGCCUACACAAUUAAUGGACUUCCAGGGCCAUUAUAUAACUGCUCUGCCAAAGACACAUUCAAGCUGAAGGUGGAGCCAGGGAAAAUUUACCUUCUACGAUUGAUCAAUGCAGCACUGAAUGAUGAGCUAUUCUUCAGCAUUGCAAACCACAGCCUCACAGUUGUUGAAGCAGAUGCAAUUUAUGUGAAACCUUUUGUGAGCAACACCAUCCUUAUGACCCCUGGCCAAACCACAAAUGUUCUUCUAAGGACCAAGUCUCACUACCCCAAUGCCACAUUCCUAAUGACUGCUAGACCAUAUGCCACUGGCUUGGGCACUUUUGACAGCUCAACUGUUGCUGCCAUAUUGGAAUAUAAAAUGCCUCCUAAUGUUCAUCAUUCAAGUGCUUCACAAAAAAAGCUUCCACUCCUCAAACCUGUUCUUCCUGCACUCAAUGACACUUCUUUUGCAACAAAUUUCACCAACAAACUCCGCAGCCUAGCAAGUGCUCAGUUUCCAGCUAAUGUACCCAAGAAAGUUGAUAGGCACUUUUUCUUCACAGUAGGACUUGGUACAAGUCCCUGCAAGCAAAACCAAACAUGCCGGGGACCUAAUGGAACAAUGUUUUCAGCAUCAGUGAACAAUGUUUCUUUUACACUCCCAACCACAGCACUUCUUCAAGCCCACUUCUUCGGACAAUCCAAAGGGGUUUACUCUCCUGACUUUCCAAGCAAACCAUUGAUUCCGUUUAACUAUACUGGCACCCCGCCAAACAACACCAUGGUGAGCAAUGGGACAAAGGCUGUGGUUCUUCCCUUCAACACAAGUGUAGAGCUUGUGAUGCAAGACACUAGCAUUCUUGGUGCAGAAAGUCACCCUCUUCAUUUGCAUGGCUUUAACUUCUUUGUUGUAGGACAAGGUUUUGGUAACUUUGAUCAAAAUAAGGACCCUUCAAACUUCAAUCUUGUUGAUCCCAUUGAAAGGAACACAGUUGGUGUCCCAUCCGGAGGAUGGGUUGCUAUCAGAUUCUUAGCUGAUAAUCCAGGAGUAUGGUUCAUGCAUUGUCACUUAGAAGUGCACACAAGCUGGGGUCUUAAGAUGGCAUGGGUUGUUUUGGAUGGAAACCUCCCAAAUCAAAAGCUGCUUCCACCGCCAAAGGAUCUUCCCAAGUGUUAA